This is a messenger RNA of Oryzias melastigma (Indian medaka), 8890 nucleotides long. RefSeq names its product sodium channel, voltage-gated, type IV, alpha, a (gene scn4aa). Gene Ontology annotation, cellular component: axon; voltage-gated sodium channel complex; plasma membrane. Gene Ontology annotation, molecular function: voltage-gated sodium channel activity; calcium ion binding. Gene Ontology annotation, biological process: membrane depolarization during action potential; neuronal action potential; sodium ion transmembrane transport. Bases 522 to 6125 code for a protein of 1867 amino acids. Lineage: Eukaryota; Metazoa; Chordata; Actinopteri; Beloniformes; Adrianichthyidae. The transcript is spliced from 27 exons. The record is from RefSeq and is a predicted model, not a curated record.
ACACUUAUGAUAAUUUAGUAUGACCAAAAACUUUUUCAGAGAUAAAAAAAUAAAUAAAUAAUAUGGUCCUUGCAGUCAGUAGACUGCUGCUGCGGGCCAUAAUAAAUCUGAUGAUCUGCAAGAAGAUCUUUGUAAAGGCGCACGGUGAUGAUCCACGGUGGCAGCAGCAGCAGCAGUAAAAGCCUACCGGCUGGUCCUCUUCAUUAAUGGACUGCAAACUCGACCAGCUGUGUGGGAACCGGCGAUUAAUCCCGCUGGUGAACCUGAUCAUACCUGGAGCAAGUCCUCCCGUUUCACUGCAAGACGCGCCUGUGCGUCAGCAACAGCUGUCCUGUGGCCUCAGCCCGGCUGCCACAGGGGCAGAAGUUUGCGCACAGUCGAGGCACUAAAGGAUUACUUUAUUGUCGCUUUAAUUUCCCCACUAAGUUUGGAAGAUUCCGUGAAAAACCUCAUUGCGCAAGACUCCUUCCAGCGCCCUCUAGGGAAACCCCAGUGUGGUGGUAUCCUUUCGAGAUGCAAAGAUGGCGACCCUGCUCCCUCCCCAAGGUACUGACUUCUUCCGGCCCUUCACCAGAGAAUCACUGGUGGAGAUUGAGAGGCUCGAAGCGGAAAGUAAAAAGCCAGUCAAAGUAGAGGAGGAGAAUGAGGAAGCAGCCCCACAUCCUGAUCUGGAGGCUGGCAAAAAUCUGCCCAUGAUAUGUGGGGAUCCUCCCCCGAAGCUCCUCAACACGCCACUGGAGGAUCUGGACCCCUUCUAUAAAGCACAGAAAACAUUCAUUGUGAUCAGCAAAGGAAAUACCAUCUACAGGUUCAACGCUGAACCAGCAUGUUACAUUCUGAGCCCCUUUAGCCUGAUCCGGAGAGGAUCCAUCAAAAUUCUCAUACAUCCAUUGUUUAGCAUGUUCAUUAUGAUAACCAUUCUAUCAAACUGUGUCAUGAUGACGAUGAGUAACCCACCGCCAUGGAGCAAAACCGUUGAGUAUGUGUUUACCGGUAUCUAUACCUUUGAGGCAACAAUCAAAGUGUUGUCCAGAGGUUUCUGUGUUGGAUCUUUUACAUUCCUACGAGAUCCAUGGAAUUGGCUGGAUUUCAUGGUGAUCAGCAUGGCUUACAUCACUGAGUUUGUUGACCUCGGCAACGUAUCGGCCCUCAGAACGUUUCGAGUGCUUCGAGCCCUGAAAACAAUAACUGUGAUACCUGGUCUGAAGACGAUUGUUGCUGCUUUAAUCCAGUCGGUGAAGAAAAUGGGGGACGUCAUGGUCCUCACCGUUUUCGCCCUGGCGGUUUUUGCUCUCGUUGGCCUUCAGCUGUUCAUGGGGAACCUGCGUCAGAAAUGUGUGCGAUGGCCCAUCCUGAUGAACGAAACCGCAUCCGAGUUUUUCAAUUCCUCAUCAACAUUCAACCACACAGUGGACUUCAGCAACAUCACGGCCAGCAAUAACAGUGUUUACUAUAACAGCACUUUCGAUUUCGUGGAAUAUAUUGAAAAUAUAGAAAAUCACUAUUAUUUGGACGGCAGCAAAGAUGCACUUCUAUGUGGUAACAGCUCUGAUGCUGGAAAGUGUCCUGAUGGAUUCACAUGCUUGAAGGCAGGCAGGAACCCCAACUAUGGCUACACGAGCUUUGACUCCUUCGGCUGGGCCUUCCUUGCCCUCUUCCGACUCAUGACCCAGGACUACUGGGAGAACCUUUUCCAGCUGAUCUUGCGGGCAGCUGGCAGGACGUACAUGCUGUUCUUUGUGGCGAUUAUCUUUCUGGGUUCCUUCUACCUCAUCAAUCUCAUCCUGGCUGUGGUCGCCAUGGCUUAUGAAGAACAGAAUCAAGCAACUCAGAGAGAAGCGAUUGAGAAAGAGGAAGAGUUUCAACGUUUGCUGGAACAACUCAAAAACCAAGAAAAAGCUAAUGCUCUCGGAAGUCGAGGGACCCUGACCAGCAGGAAGUCGCUCAGCCACUGCACAAAAUCUGAGGAUGAACAGAGUCUCAAACAUGGAGAAACAGUCAAGGACUGCAAUGGCAGAGUUGUUCCCCACCUGAUAAUCAGAGCUCCCACCAUGACUGAGUCUGCUGCAGAAUACGAAGAGAAGCGGAAGUCUUUAGAGUCUGUGCACACCAUGCUUCACGUGGAUCAAGGUCUGACACAGAGAUCCAUCAGUGCCACAACAGUGCUGACCACAAUGGGAGAGUUGGAGGAGGCUCAGAGGCCUUGCCCACCUUGCUGGUACAGAUUUGCAGACAUGUUUCUGAAGUGGAACUGCUGUGUGCCCUGGGUUGUCUUUAAAAAAUGGGUACACUUUGUGGUCAUGGACCCCUUUGUUGACCUGGCGAUUACCAUCUGCAUUGUCCUCAACACCCUCUUCAUGGCGAUGGAGCACUAUCCUAUGACCCCAGAGUUUGAUCACAUGCUCUCUGUGGGCAACCUGGUUUUCACUGGAAUUUUCACCGCAGAAAUGUUUUUCAAGCUUAUCGCUCUGGAUCCCUAUUACUACUUUCAAGUCGGCUGGAAUAUUUUUGACAGCAUCAUUGUCACUCUAAGUCUGGUGGAAUUGGGACUGGCAAAUGUGCAGGGUCUGUCUGUGCUCAGGUCUUUUCGUUUGCUUCGAGUCUUUAAACUGGCAAAGUCCUGGCCAACGCUCAACAUGCUAAUCAAGAUCAUUGGUAACUCAGUCGGGGCUUUGGGAAACCUGACUUUGGUUCUGGCCAUCAUCGUCUUCAUUUUUGCUGUUGUCGGCAUGCAGCUCUUUGGAAAGAGUUACAAGGAAUGCGUGUGCAAGAUCUCGUCGGACUGCGAGCUGCCGCGUUGGCACAUGAACGACUUCUUCCACUCAUUCCUCAUCGUGUUCCGCAUCCUGUGUGGGGAGUGGAUCGAGACCAUGUGGGACUGUAUGGAAGUGGCCGGGACGGCGAUGUGUUUAAUUGUCUUCAUGAUGGUCAUGGUAAUCGGAAAUCUAGUGGUGUUGAACCUCUUCUUAGCCUUGCUGCUGAGCUCGUUCAGCGGCGACAACCUCGCACCGGGGGACGAAGACGGAGAGAUGAACAACCUGCAGAUCGCCAUCGGCAGGAUCACACGGGGCGUUGAUUGGCUGAAGGCAUUUGCCAUCCGAAAAGUCCUGCAGAUGAUCGGCAGGAAGCCUAAGGAACCGGACACUGGCGGUGUGGAUGACGUCAGCUCAAAAACGGAAGCGAUUGAAAUGAACCAUUUCAACACCUGUGAGCCUCUAAAAGCUGCAGAAAAGACGCCAGAAUGUGUGGCUGAAAGCCGGCUCCUCGAGUUCAUUCUGGAUGGAGAUCUUCGCCUGAAUGUGCCUAUCGCUGAAGAGGAAUCAGAUUUUGACAAUCUGAGCGUGGAGGAUGACGAGGAUGAUGAAGAGGAUUCUGACACCUCAGAUGUUGCAGAAAAAAGAAAUGGUCAACACAAUUCAAUAAACGUGGGAGAUGAAACCAGCAUCACAGAAAAACCUCAACUAAAGGAGGCUUUAGAUGAUGAUGCUUCCUCAGUAUGUAGUACAGUAGACUAUCAACCACCUGAGCCUGAACCAGAGGUAAUAGAGGAGGAAGAGCCAGAACCGGAGGAACCAGAGGCCUGCUUCACCGACAAGUGUGUGAGUAGGUGGCCAUGUUUGACUGUGGAUGUCACCGAGGGCAAAGGGAAGAAAUGGUGGAACCUCCGGAAAACUUGCUUUACAAUAGUGGAACAUGAUUGGUUUGAAACCUUCAUCAUCUUUAUGAUCCUCCUCAGCAGUGGAGCUCUUGCCUUUGAAGAUAUCCACAUAGAAAGACGCCGGACCAUCAAAAUCAUUCUAGAGUUUGCUGACAAGGUCUUCACUUACGUCUUUGUCAUUGAGAUGCUCCUCAAAUGGGUCGCAUACGGGUUCAAGACCUACUUCACCAAUGCUUGGUGUUGGCUCGACUUUUUUAUUGUAGAUAUUUCUCUGGUUAGUUUGGUGGCGAGUUGGCUGGGAUACUCUGACCUUGGACCAAUCAAGUCUCUCAGAACGCUGAGGGCUCUAAGGCCUCUACGUGCUCUGUCGAGAUUUGAAGGGAUGAGGGUGGUGGUAAACGCCCUCGUUGGAGCAAUUCCCUCCAUCUUCAAUGUGAUGCUGGUGUGUCUCAUUUUUUGGCUCAUCUUCAGCAUCAUGGGAGUUAAUCUUUUUGCCGGGAAGUUCUACCGUUGCAUCAACACCACCACAGAUGAGAUUUUUACCCUCACCGAGGUCAACAACCACAGUGAGUGCGAUGCCCUCAAUGAGGUCACACAGGAGGCUCGCUGGGUGAACGUCAAAAUCAACUUUGACAAUGUUGGAAAAGGUUACCUGUCCCUACUUCAAGUGGCAACUUUCAAGGGUUGGAUGGACAUCAUGUAUGCUGCUGUGGACUCAAGAGAGGUUGAGGAACAACCUUCCUAUGAGAUCAACCUCUACAUGUACAUGUAUUUUGUCAUCUUCAUCAUCUUUGGUUCUUUCUUCACCUUAAACCUCUUCAUUGGCGUCAUUAUUGAUAACUUUAACCAACAAAAGAAAAAGUUUGGAGACCAAGACAUCUUCAUGACCGAAGAUCAGAAACGAUACCAAGAAGUUAUGAAAAAACUUGGUUCCAAGAAGCCACAGAAGCCGAUUCCUCGGCCAACAAACUUCCUCCAGGGCAUGGUGUUCGACCUGAUCAGCCAGCAGUUCUUUGACAUCUUCAUCAUGGUCCUCAUUUGUCUCAAUAUGGUGACCAUGAUGGUGGAGACAGACGACCAAAGUGUAGAAAUGGAGGAUUUCCUCCUGAAACUAAACAUUGCUUUCAUCGUCGUCUUCACCGGGGAGUGUUUGAUGAAGCUCUUUGCUCUCCGGCAUUACUUCUUCACCAAUGGCUGGAACGUCUUUGACUUCAUCGUGGUCAUCUUAUCAAUUGCUGGGACAAUGCUUUCAGAUUUAAUUGAGAAGUACUUUGUGUCACCAACUUUAUUCAGAGUGAUCAGACUGGCCAGGAUUGGAAGGAUUUUGCGGCUUAUUAAAGGAGCGAAGGGUAUUCGGACGCUUCUGUUUGCACUGAUGAUGUCACUUCCUGCCCUGUUCAAUAUUGGUCUCCUCCUCUUCCUCAUCAUGUUCAUCUUUUCCAUCUUUGCCAUGUCGAACUUUGCUUAUGUAAAAAAGGAGGCUGGGAUCGAUGACAUAUUUAAUUUUGAAACGUUUGGAGGUAGCAUCAUCUGCUUGUUUCAGAUCACUACCUCAGCCGGAUGGGAUGGCCUUCUACUUCCAAUGUUGAACAGGGAUCCUCCCGACUGCGAUCCAGACUUUGAAAAUCCUGGCACGGAUGUAAAAGGGAACUGUGGCAACCCGGGCAUGGGUAUGAUGUUCUUCUGUAGCUACAUUACCGUCUCCUUCUUAGUUGUGGUCAACAUGUAUAUCGCAAUUAUCUUGGAGAAUUUUAAUGUAGCACAAGAGGAGAGCGGUGAACCGCUAUGCGAGGAGGACUUUGAGAUGUUCAAUGAGACCUGGGAGAAGUUUGACUUGGAUGGAACCAUGUUCAUCAACUACUGCCAGCUGUCAGACUUCUGCGAUGCCCUGCAGGAGCCUCUCCGGGUUGCCAAACCGAACCGGCUCCACCUGAUUGAAAUGGAUCUUCCUUUGGUUAUCGGCGACAGGCUUCACUUUGUGGAUGUUUUGAUGGCUGUUACUCAGAUAGUAUUGGGAGACACGGUGGAAAUGGCAGCGAUGCGUGAGAGUAUUCAAGUUAAAUUCGCCAUGAGCAACCCGUCAAAAGACUCCUUUGCACCGAUCACCACGACCGUGCGCCACAAAGAAGAGCACACGGCCGCUUUAGUCAUUCAGCGAGCGUACCGCAAGCAUCUCCUGGAGCGUUGCAUUCACCGUGCUGCUGUUUUGCACCGUUUAAAGAGAAUGGGCAAACAGGAUGAAGGUGAAGAUCCACCAGAAAAAGACGGACUGCUUGCAAAACGGUUUUGGAUUCUCUAUGGGAGCAGUCAAGAGCUUGUGGAGGAAGCGGAGCAAGUUGGUCAAUACUCACCAGAGCCGCAAAAGAUGGUCGUCCCUGUGGAAAUCGUUAAAGACAUGUUGCUGCAUUCUGCCCCCAACCAGAAUCGCCAAACCUCACAGUUAAACCUGAGAGAAUCAGAUGUAUAGUACACUUCACUAGAUGGGCUUUUCUUUAACAAAAUAAAAAAAUUAAUCUGAUAAUAUCUCGUCCUCAAAUAUAAAAAAAAAACUUGAAAAGCGGUGAUCUACAAGUUUUUAAGCUGUCAUACUUUAUAAGUCUUAGAUUUGAAUUAGAGCUGAGUUUUUUCAGUCUCUGAGGGCUAAGUUUUUGUGCUUGUAAUUAAACCAUUUUAUAAUGUAAUUUUUGUAGAUAUGUAAACUAGGAAAAGAAUAUCUGUAUCAGAAUGUUAGUUAUGCAUCUCUAAUCUUUGUCGAGUGUUGAUUAUAAUGGUGUGUUAGCCUCUGCGGCAGACUGGAAUGUUCAAACGGACAGCAUUGCACAAUGUACGCGCCCACAAAGAGAACAUUUGUACAGUUUUUUGUGUGGGCCACUUUACUGUUCUUUGAUGUGAUUUAUUCUAGUUCUUCCACAAGUUUUACUUAUAUUUUGGUCUUCUUGAAAACGGAAUAACCUCUUUUUAAAAAAAGAUUUUUAGAAUUUUCCCCUUUGAGCCUUGAGUUAAGUUGAACAGACAAGGAAACUAGUUCAGUAAAGGAUUCCAGCCAGAAACUAAAGCCCUUUUUCUCAGAAUCACUUCAUAGUUUUAAGUCUGUGUUUGAAUCUAAAUUCUUCCCCUAAUACUCUGGCUUCUCCCUAGCUCUUUAAUUAACCCCUUUCAUGGUGACGUCAGGCAAAAUGGCGACAGGGUCGUAAAUGUGAAUUGUGACUUCCAGUUGACGGGUGUAGACGGGCAAAGCUGACGGCUGAACGCUGUUGAACACAAUGUGUUUAAAUAAUUACUUUACUAAUUGUGACUGGAAUUUUUUAAAGCAUUAAUUUCAUUAAAUGUCCUACCUAACUGGUUUUCCUCUCUUAAAUCUUUAAAAAAAUCAUAAUUCAAAUGUGUGAUAUCCUCCAAUAUUGGAUGUUUUAUUUAAAACAUCUACCUUUUAUUUGAGCAGAUGUUAUUCUAAUAGUUUCUAUUUUUGGCUGAUCUUUUUUGUAUGUAUUUUAAAUGCGAUCAGCACAAAAGCUGAUAGAAAUUCACGUUAGCCACAUUUAAUCCCUUCGGCAAAGAUGCACAUCGCUGCAUUUUAAUCGGUUCCCAGGCUAAAUUUACUUGUUGUUCUACAGGAUAUUUAAGGGGAAAAUUGUAAAAGCAGAAAUUCUUUCGUUAAAUAAAAAUGUUAAAAGCAGCUAUUGAGCCACGUAUUUUCCACUUUCAAAUUAAGAGCGGCCAAGUAAAAAAAUUAAUAUCUGGGCGAUUAAGUGGAAAUAGUCACUUUCAUAUUUUUGGCAACAGUUUCCAAUUAAUUUGAUCAUUUUUUACCUUUAUUUUCCUGGAGAUCAGACGCAGUUAUGAACAAAACCAAAGAGGAACGAUGUUGGAACCACGGCUGAACUAACAGCUAAAAAGUUUUACCUUAAUGUCAUCUUACUUUUGCUCUGUUUACAAUGAUUAUGUGAGCACGGAAAUUUAGUCAACUUUUAACUGGUCAGAAGAGAUCUUCUGAAUCUCCAAGUUUCAAACCCAAAGCUAAUGCUAACGUUAGCAUUAGCACAGGUAUAAAGAAUAAAAUCUUAAUUAUCUUCAUAAUUAAACAAGCGGGAUUCAAUGAUGUACUCUUAUAAGUAAUCUUUGUCUAAUUUUAACCGGGUUGUAAAAUAAAAUGAUCCAUGACUCGUUUAAUACCAUCCAUACGAAUUUGGGGAAGCAGCAUUUGUACUUUGAUUUGUGAACAAUCCAAGAGGGAAAAAUGAAUACAACCAGGUAGGUCAUUUCGAAGAUAAAUAUUGUACAACUUUCGGUUACAAUUGGUUAGGUUACUUUUGUUAUCUAUGUAAAUUAGCUUUAAUCAGCAUUUAGAUGUCAGCUUUGCCGUUCUAAACACCAACGAUGUGUGAAAAGAGUCCAUUAUAAGCCAGCACUGUGAUUCCACUAAGCUAAAGUGAAAAUCACAGACGAAGCCUAUUAUAACUCAAUCAAUAAUCUUGGACCUCACCCAUAGAGUACAAAAAGGCCAAAUGAAGCCCAAAGGGGCUUCAGGCAAGACCAUAAAUACUGUAUAUAUGUAUUAAAGAGUCCACCCCUCUGCCAACACAGAAGUACACCAUCAAUCCCAAAAGAAACAACAAGACGGGAAUGUUCCUCCAUUCUAAAACACGACAAAGUCUAAGAAAGGAGUAAAGUUAUCUGGUUUCAGGCUGGAGCCAUCUUUGCAGAUACUAACAUUUCUGGUUGAGAAGAAGUCGGCGCUGUAUUCUUGUGGAAACCUAGUUCAAGUUUAUGGCUCAUUAGAUAUGAACUAUUUGACAAUAUAAGUUUAUUACUGUCUUAAUGGUUGUAUGUCCCACAGUUUGUACGUAUUCAAGUAUAUUAUUUUGACAUUUCUAAGUAAAGUCCAUCCAUGUCCAUGUUUUUAUUUUAAAAACAGCAUGUUCCUCUUUGAAUUUAGUUUAAAAUCUGUCCACGUGUACAAAACUCUUAGUCUUAACAUCUAAUGUCUUAUUUUGAAUAUAUGUUCAGUUAACAUAUACUUAGUAAAUCAGCAUCAUUAAAAGAUGGUUUUAAUGAGGUAUUAAUAUUUGUCUGUGGUUGUAUUUUCUCUUGAUAUAAAGAUUCAGUGGGUGACAGGACUGCAGGCAGACCAGAUCAACACCCAGGAUCUUUACUACGUCAUGCUGCAUUGAUGUGUGUGGGUUUUGGAUUACCAUGACAACAGGCACUCACUGUGGAUUUCUGCAUUUUCAC